AUGGCUUCGAUAUUCUUGCCACCCGACCAGACUCGUCUGGUGACGAUUGCCGCCCACGUCGAUCACGGCAAGACGACCUUGGCGGACAGUCUGAUUGAAAGCAAUGGGAUCAUUAGCGAACGAUUGGCGGGGACCUUGAGAUAUCUCGACUUUUUGGACGAAGAACGACGGCGUGGGAUUACCAUGCGGGCGUCGGCGAUUGGACUCAAGCAUCGGUAUCUGUCGCCCACCAAAAAGCAAGACUCCUCGACGCAAAAGGCACCCUUUUUGGAUUUGGUCGUUCAUCUGUUGGAUUCGCCCGGUCACACGGAUUUUUCGACCGAAGUUUCUUCGUCCUUGCAAUGUUGCGAUGGUUGCUUGUUGGUGAUUGAUGCUGUGGAAGGAGUUUGUGCGAGAACCCAUCAAGUGAUUCGAGAGGCUCAUUUGCACGAGUUGGUACCAAUUUUGGUCAUCAACAAGGUUGAUCGACUGUGUACUGGCCUAUGUCUGACACCGACAGAAGCCUAUUUGAGAUUGCGAGGAUUGAUUGAAACUGUCAAUGCAACCUGUGCGGCCAUGCUCAAUUCGAAACAAGCCGAAGACAAACAGGAUGUGACAAACAACAACAACAACAAAAACAGCAACAACAACAACAACAAUAAUAAUAAUUCUGAUACACCAAUGACACCGGAAGAAGAACAUUGGACCUUUGAACCAUCCAAAGGAAACGUGGUCUUUGCGAGUGCCUUGUAUGGUUGGGGAUUUACAGUUCCGUCUCUGGCACGAUCGUUGUUUCGGUCCAAAACAGUAUCAAUAAAACCAGUUGCUUUGAAGCAGUGUCUGUUUGGGGAUUUCAAAUGCAAGGAGGGAGACAAAAAAGUACUCAAGUGGAAACAUGAUUCUUCCGACGAUCCGCUCUUUGCACAAUAUGCCUUGCAGCCAAUUUGGGAAAUCUACGAAGGGGUUGCGACCGCAGCUGUAUCCGCUGGAAUUGGGACCUCUUUGUUUGCCGAUGGCCGCAUCCUUUCCAACAACAACAACAACAACAACACAUCGGCAGGGAAACAACCAUCCAAAAUCAAGGCGGAUACACCGGGUAUGGAUCAAGUCUUGGAGAUUGCCCAGAUUGGAAGUACGAGCAAAGGCACGGGGACUCCAAUGCCCUCCACUUACCAAGAAAUGGAUGCCGUUUUGGCAAAGAUUGGAGCUUCCUCGGAAGAAGCUGUGCUUAGGUUGAUUAUGCGAAGGUAUCGGCCCUUGAGUAAUACUGUUUUGGAUGCUGUGUAUGAAAUCUUGCCCUCGCCCGCCAUGGCCGCCAGCAAGGUUCGUUCGCGAGCAUUGGCAUUGGCCAAUCCAAAAAUGGAACAAGAAGGAAUGGAACCCAAUCCUACCGCCACCACGGCGUUGCAAGAGAUUCGAUCGGCGGUCGAGGCCUGCAAUGCUUCGGUAGAUGUGCCUGCAGUAGCCCACAUUUGUAAAUUCAUGGCGGUCGAUCGGAGCGUCAUUCGGGAUCCACAACUGGGAGAUGAGGAAAAGAGUGUCAUUUUGGGCUUGUCGCGUGUAUUGAGUGGUACCCUCAAGACAGGAUCGGACUACUAUGUCAUGGGACCCAAACAUGCCAAGAAUGUUUCUUCGGAAGAGCAAAAACGACAAAUUCGAUUGUAUCUCUUAAUGGGAUCCUCCUUUUUACUUGUGAAGGAAGUUCCUGCCGGUCAUUUGUGUGCCAUUCAGAAUUUGGAUGACCUACAACUCAAGACGGCUACCAUAUGUGAGAGUCCAUACGGGAUGCCACUGCAAGGAUUUGAUAGUGGGAUCCGUCCCUUGGUCAAGGUCAAUGUGGAAUCGGUGGAUCCGGCAGAUACCUAUGUGUUGGAACAUGGUUUGGUCAAACUCAGUUCGGCGGAUUCGGCCGUGGAAAUUACGGCGACUGCCAAGGGAGAACGAAUUCUGGCGUGUCUGGGAGAGAUCCACCUGGAACAAUCCAUUUUGGAUUUAAAGAAUAUCUACUGCGAGAGGAAUAUUGAAUUGCGAAUAUCCGACCCCAUUGUGGAAUUUGGAGAGACGACUACUUGGUUUGAGGAUGAAUUGGAUUUUGGAAACUUUUUGGAGCGAUCAUCUGCCCCACUACGACAAUCGACCAUUCCACCUUACAAUGAAGAAGAAGGCUUGGAGUUUGCCUUGCACGGGCGAUCACGGGCCAUCUUGUCGGGACGAGCGGCAGCAAUAAGUCUUCGUGUUGUCCCUUUACCAAAUUCAAUCUACGUGGCACUGCAGUCGAAAAAGCUAGUGGAGGAAGAAUGCAAGGAUGAUUUGCUGGUCAUGGCAAAGGCGCUGGGGUUAAAUGGUGCCAACAUGGAUCCGUCUGCCAUAUUUGAAGCGUUGAGUCAAUCACUCUGUACGAGUGAUGAAUCUGGCAAUGCUCUUGUUGAGAGCAAGGCGCUCAUUGCUGGGGAUACAAUCAAGGCCGUUGUCUCGGAUGCCGGAGAGAUUCAUGUCGCAAAAAAAGACGUCCUUGUUUCCCCAGAGGAAGAGCCCACUGUGGCACCAGAUACUCCAGCUACCCAAGCCUUCAAGGAAGUUAGUUCACAAAUUCGCAAGCUUGGCUUUGAGGCAAGUUCAAAUCCAAUUGAGAUGGAUUCGAAUGAUUCUGGUGCUGUGGAGAUGUGGAAAAAACAGAUGCGUCAUUCAGCGAUAGCUGGAUUCCAAAUGGCGGUGCGGGCUGGGCCAAUCUGCGAAGAACCAGUUCGUGGUAUCCUGGUGGUCAUUGAAGGUGUCGAAGUUGCUCUGACAAAAUCACCAGAUGACGAAUCCUACAAACCAGCCAAACUGAUGACUAGUGGUAUGGUAGCAUCUGCAAUUCGAUCGGGUAUUCGUGGAGCUUUGCUCACUCGACCAUCGAGGCUCUUGGAGAGGCAUUUCCGAUUGACCCUGCAUUCGUCCUUGGAAGCGUUAGGGUCGCUAUAUUCGGUGCUAUCGCGAAGACGUGGAAAGGUGUUGAAUGACUCCAUGGUAGAUGGAACUGAUCUACUUGAAAUAUCUGCAGCUUUGCCUCAUGCCGAAUCCUUUGGUCUCGCACCAGAACUCUUUCGUCAAUCCAGCGGACAAGUCACAGCACCCGAGCUUGUGUUUUCUCAUUGGGAAAGAUUGGACGAAGACCCAUUUUGGGUUCCCACCUCAUUGGAAGAGCGCGAGGACUUUGGGGAAAACCUCCAGAACGGUGACAUCUCAACAGGAAUGAGCAACAUAGCUCUGAACUACAUUCGAAAAGUCCGGGCGCGGAAAGGGCUGGUGGUAGAUUCAAUUAGAACAGUUGAGGCAGCUGAAAAGCAAAGGACUAUGAAGAGAUAA
Molecule: messenger RNA, 3327 nt
Organism: Cylindrotheca closterium
Lineage: Eukaryota; Bacillariophyta; Bacillariophyceae; Bacillariales; Bacillariaceae
Source: the annotation of a GenBank genome assembly